UUGCGCUGUGACGUUUCCCUGUGACGUUGCCGAGAACCUCCAGCAGCUUGUCCGACGUGCCAGUGACUACAGAAGGCCCAGUGUGUGUUGUUAGACGAUGCUAGUAGGAGUUGCGCAUAAACACCCAGCCUUUUAUCAGUAUUAAUCACUUGCGCGUCAGGAUGAUUAUAGAUAAUGUUGACGCUCUGAAAUCCUGGCUGGCUAAACUUCUUGAACCCAUAUGUGAUGCUGACCCAUCUGCACUGGCGAACUAUGUUGUGGCAUUAGUAAAGAAGGAUAAACCAGAGAAAGAACUCAGAGCAUUGUGUGCGGAUCAGUUGGACGUGUUUCUUCAGAAAGAGACUACAGGGUUUGUUGAUAAACUCUUUGAAUGUCUAACCACCAAAAAUUAUUUGGGAAAUCCAGCUGCUAAAGAAGAAAGUAAAAUCCCAGUGCAGAAGCUUGAGGAGAAGGAAGAGACUGUUCAUGUUGAAGAUGAUCGGGAUAACAGAAGAAGAAGAAGCCCAUUAAGGAAUCGUUCAGACUUCAAUGAAACAAGGGCAAGAGAUGACAGGGCAAGAGAUGGCAGGAGAGACGACCGUAAGCGACGGGAACUGGACCGUCACGGAAAGAGCGGAGAGUCAUACCGAGAGCGGCAUGAGCGACGAGGAGGAAGCUCACGGGGGAGAAGCUACAGUCGCAGCAGGAGUCGUAGCCGCAGCAGCAGCCGUGGAAAGAGCCGAGAAAGAGAGCACAAUCCGAGGAGAGCCGAGCACAGAUCCAAAUUUGAGCAGGAGCGGAAGGAUGCAGAGCCUUACAACCCAUCCUCUGCCCACAUGGGUAACCCACACCACCAGCAGACCCAUCCACCCCCCCUGCUACCUCUGCCCCUUCCUCAGCACCAGUUCCCCUCCUCAGGGAGCCCCUCCGUCCCCAAUGCCGUAACCGUGGUAGCACCGGCUCACCUGCCCGACAGCACUACAGAGAGCUGGUCCACAUACUUCACCAACCACAAAGACGGCAAGACGUUCAACAAGAGCAGCACGCUCAAACACCGCUGCAGAGACUACGACGAGAAAGGAUUUUGUAUACGAGGUGAUCUCUGUCCUUUUGACCACGGUAAUGACCCUCUGAUUGUGGAUGACGUCACACUUCCUACCAUGAUCCCGUUUCCACCACCACCAAGCCUGCCACGGAUGCCCAUGCCGCCUAUGACUGAACCUCCUCCUGGCAUGCCCAUGCCCCUCCCUCCCCACGGACAGCCCCCGCCUCCAGGCAUCUACCCCAUGCCAGGGCCUCCUCUAAUCCCAGCUACUGGGAUAGACACUCCACCCCACUCCAGAACCAGCACCUCUUCCCCUUUGGCCCUGCCUGGAGUGGGACCACCUCCUCCUCCUCCACCACCACCACCACCUCCUUCCUCUUCUUCCUCCUCUUCUGCCUCUCUCCACCCUCAGUACACUCUCUCUGAAUCGCAUAUGGUUGAACAUGUCUUUGUUCUGCCACAUACAGACAGUUAUGACCCUGAGGCCUAUAACCCAGAGUCCCCGGCACUGACCGGCCCAGGCAGAGCUCAGUACCGCCAUUUCAUCCCUCGCAUCCAGACGCAAAGACCCAACCUCAUCGGCCUUACCUCUGGUGAUGGACAAAACUCACGAGCAGCUAACAUAGUAAUUCAAACAGAGCCAUCUGUCCCGAGUGUGUCAAGCAGCGAGGUGAGGUACAUCUCUGAGCAGGAAAACAGGAAGAGGUGUCUGCCGUCUACAGAUGGCCCACAGGCCAAAAAACCUUGGAUGGACAAUUUUCUCCCCCCUGCUGUACCGAACCCGUACCGUACCGUGACUUCAUUACCGAGGCAAAAUUUCAAUAACCAGCAUAAACCUACCUUCCCGAAAAAGAAUCAUUACGUCAACACCAAACUAGAGGUCCGCAAAAUCCCCCGGGAGCUCAACAACAUCACCAAACUCAAUGAGCACUUCAGCAAGUUUGGAACCAUAGUCAACAUUCAGGUGGUGUUUGGGGGCGACCCAGAGGCGGCAUUAAUCCAAUAUACAGCUAAUGACGAGGCUCGGAGGGCCAUCUCCAGCACAGAAGCUGUUCUGAAUAACCGCUUCAUCAGAGUCUACUGGCAUAGAGAGUCCGCAUCCAACACACAGGAGCAGGGACCCAGUCAGAACACAAACCCUGGCCAACAACAGCCCCCAACACACAAGGUCAUUAAUAAGCAGCACCCUGCAGGAUCUUACGUGCUGAAUAAGAACUUCCCCAAACACCAGACUGCCACAGGACCCACGGGCAUCAUAGGCAGCACUGAACCUACCAGCCCGAGCCAAGAACCAUCAGUGGGUUUGACGCCACCUUCCAGUUUGCCGAAGGGUCCGUUCUCACGCACGGUGUUGAAAACCGCAUCAAAGUCAUUAGGAAAAACGGGCAAAGUGCUGGAAGCUCAGGAGGUUCUGAAAAAGAAGCAGGAGGCGUUGAAACUGCAGCAAGACAUGAGGAAGAAGAAACAAGAAAUGCUUGAAAAACAGAUCGAAUGUCAGAAGGUGCUGAUAAACCGCCUGGAAAAGAACAGAGGGAUGAAGCCAGAGGAGAGGGCGAACAUCAUGAAGACUCUUAAAGAACUGACAGAAAAGAUCUCUCAGCUGAAGAACGAGAUCAGCCCGACUGCACAAGCUACUGCCAACAUGACACAAUCAAAGUCAAAAACAGACGCACAGAAAGAGUUGCUUGAUGCAGAGUUGGACUUCCAUAAGAAGUUGACGUCAGGAGAAGACACAACAGACCUGAAGAGAAGGUUGGGUCAGUUGCAGGUGGAGGCAACACGGCUGGGACUGAUACCGGCGGGGCGUGGCAAACCACCAGCAGCACCAACUCGAGGCAGAGGGAGGGGCCGAGGGCGGAGCCUCAGGGGGCGUGGUGGAGGCAAUCACAUGGUGGUAGACCACCGGCCUCGAGCCAUCACUAUUAUUGGCUUCACACAGGAAGAGAAGGAGGAACUCAUGCCGCAUUUCGUGAAAUUUGGCGAGAUCGAGGAGCUCCGUGACCAUGAUGCUACCAGUGUUGUGAUGACCUUCAAAACCCGCAGUGAAGCAGAAAACGCUGCAAACCAAGGGGCGAAGUUCAAAGGUCGAAUUCUACAGAUCUCAUGGUACAAACCUAAAACUCCAUCUGUGUCCAAUGAACCAGAAGAGGAAGAGUCAAAGGAAGAGGUCAACGCUGCAGGAAUCCAUGUAAUGACGGAGCCAGUCAGCCCCUUUCUGCUUCCAGAGGAAGAGGAAGAAGAUGACGACGAAGAAGAUGAAUAUGAGAGCCGCUCAUGGAGGCGAUGAGGAAGGGGAAAUGACACCACUUUUUGUUCAAGGACUCUCAUUUUUAGUUUUUGUUUGUGAAGGCUAAUUUAAGUAUAUUUGAUUGAAUAAGACAAAGAGUCUUUCUUUUUUUAAAGACGGUUUUCAGUAUUUUGAGACAUGGAGAAACGAAAGGCAAACUGUGUUCUCUGUAUAGGAGAAUAUAUGAAAAUGUGUGACGUCUGUGGAGACUUGCAGUGUUUCUGUCACUCUGAAAUUUCUGCUUUAUGUAUCAAACUCUCACUUCUGCUGAGAUUGAAUGCAAAAUGUUUCAGCUGGGAAACAUUUUGUUUCACUGUGCAUGAGCAGAUAUCAGUAACUCACAACAUUUGUGACUACUGUGAAUUUUUAUUUUUAAGUACCUAAAUUGUUCACCCAUUUUUUUCCCCCCAGUUUAAUAUAUGAUUUAACAUGAAACUUCAUCUGCACUUUGUGCCACUUUGGUAGAAAUUCUCCCGAUGGAUGCACUCUUUUGGCAUCGUUCCCAUUAAAGGCAUCUCUUUCCUUUGUGAAGAAACGAAAUGCCAUCAUGAUGUCAAACAAAACACUUUUGUAACCGUUUAGGCAAUAUAUAUCCCCAGGUGGAUUUUUCCUUCUCAAUAUUAAUGUGCCACUUCCUGUAAAUAUGGACUCUAUAGAAGAUAUAUGUGGCACACUUCAUUUUGGUCAGUGUGUCAGACUGUUCAUAUUUAUUUCUCACAUCUAGGUGAUGUUCCAAAACCAAAAAGAGCUUUGGAUGAGGGUCAGAGAAAAUUAUUAUUGUUAAUUGAGUUAAAAUAUGAACAGAGGUGUUGUGAAUGUAUUCAAAAUUGAUUUACACUUCAUUUACGCCUUAUAUCGUCAGUGUACAGCUGAUGUUUUAUGAGAUUUGUGGCUUUUUCCCCCCUUUUUUGUGUAUAUUUUGUAAAUGGUUGCAGUAGUAAUGACUGUUCACUUCAUUAUUUUAGUCUGUCGAAUGAAUGAAUCGUUAAACGGAUCACAUUCAUAACUCUUAGAGGCUUAUUUAAGUGAGCGUAUGACUUAAAACCAGUCUUAUAUAAUUUCACCAUGCUUUAAAGAAUCUGUUUUAUUGUUUUUUUUGUUUUGUUUUUUGACACUCCACUCAUUUCAAAAGCCUGGUCCUGCAGAAAUGGGUCAAAAACACACCCGUUUCUGUAACCUUAAAUAUUAUCCAAUAGCAUGCUGGCAUAUGUGUGCGUGUGUUCAUUUGGGGAAAAAAAGAAAAUAUAUGUAUGUAUGCAUAUAUAUUUUUUUAAUAUUCAUAUUUACAUACUUUGCUAAAAACAAGAUAUAAGUUUAUAGUUCCUUUUCAUGAAGGACCAGUGUAAAACUUUCCUAUGUAUACUGUUGAUGUGACCGUUAAUAGCACGUUACUUCGCCAUUUGAAUUCAGUGAUAUACCUGUAUGCCCUGCUCUUCCCCAUCGAUUGUACAAAUUCUUCUCAUAAUCUCCACAAUGAUUUCUAAAUAACUUGGUUGCUCAUUUAAGGUCUGGCAGGUCUUAAUGUUGGUUUUGUACAUGAGUCUAGUAGAAGGACUCGGGACUGUGUGUGAAUUUAAAGAAUGGAUUUUGCUCAUUUGUACAACCGUUUUACUACACCACAUUAGUACAAAGUCAUGCAUUUAGCGUAAAUAGAUUUUGACUUUAUUACUGUUUAUAAAUUUAAAUAUCUAUGGAUGUAUUUUUCAGUUUUUUGUUUGUAAAAUGGAUUUCUAACAGUUGCAUGUUUGCUAAUCAAUAAAGAUAAUGGAAUGGGGGUGAGCAAGAAGAAUAUCAAGAAAAAAAAAAAAGAUGCAGUUUCAAUUGGCCAAAAGUAAAAUGAUUUGCAACAAAGAAAAAAAGGAAAAAGAAGUAUCAGCAAAAAAGACAGAGAGAAAAGGAAGAAAAAAAAAUCAUGAUCCAUUCCAAGAAUUAUUCCCCUCUGAAA
Ctenopharyngodon idella (grass carp) is the source of this 5256-nucleotide messenger RNA. RefSeq names its product RNA binding motif protein 27 (gene rbm27). Gene Ontology annotation, cellular component: nucleus. Gene Ontology annotation, molecular function: RNA binding; metal ion binding. Bases 162 to 3311 code for a protein of 1049 amino acids. The record is from RefSeq and is a predicted model, not a curated record. Gene Ontology annotation, biological process: mRNA processing. The transcript is spliced from 22 exons. NCBI's taxonomy places the organism in Eukaryota, Metazoa, Chordata, Actinopteri, Cypriniformes, Xenocyprididae.